Monopterus albus (swamp eel) is the source of this 3890-nucleotide messenger RNA. It is a transcript of the gene plagl2, whose product is annotated as pleiomorphic adenoma gene-like 2. The transcript is spliced from 2 exons. Gene Ontology annotation, molecular function: DNA-binding transcription factor activity, RNA polymerase II-specific; RNA polymerase II transcription regulatory region sequence-specific DNA binding. Gene Ontology annotation, biological process: regulation of transcription by RNA polymerase II. The coding region runs from base 333 to 1808 and encodes 491 amino acids. NCBI's taxonomy places the organism in Eukaryota, Metazoa, Chordata, Actinopteri, Synbranchiformes, Synbranchidae. Gene Ontology annotation, cellular component: nucleus. The record is from RefSeq and is a predicted model, not a curated record.
AGCCUGCUGCCGCUGAUGCCUCACACCGUAUUACCGCACUGACACUGGAGGAAGAGGGACGACGGACUGCCGCCAAGCUGUUUGGGAGCACUGCCCCGCUGCCACGGACAGAGAGAGAGCGAGAGAGGGGAAAAGACAGAGAGGGGGAGAGGGAAGAAGGAGCAGAGGUAGGAAGAGCGAGUGGGAACGAGUGCUUGGUGUGCGGGGCUUUGUUCGCCUCACAGGAGAAGCUCCGGCUCCACGCCUUGAGUCACACAGGAGAAAAACCCUUCCACUGCUCACAGCCACACUGUCCCAAGGCCUUCAGCUCCAAAUACAAACUCUUCAGGCAUAUGGCCACACAUUCUCCACAGAAGACACAUCAGUGCUCAUUCUGUGAGAAAAUGUUCCAUCGUAAGGACCACCUGAAAAACCACCUGCAGACCCAUGACCCCAACAAGGAGGCCUUCAAGUGUGAGGAGUGUGGGAAGCACUACAACACCAAGCUAGGAUAUAAGCGCCAUGUGGCCAUGCACUCUGCCACUGCAGGGGAUCUCACCUGUAAAGUGUGCAUGCAGAGCUAUGAGAGUACACCUGUUCUCCUGGAGCAUCUCAAGAGCCACUCCGGGAAGUCUUCAAGUGGCACCAAGGAAAAGAAACAUCCAUGCGACCACUGUGACCGCCGUUUCUACACGCGGAAGGAUGUGAGGCGGCACAUGGUGGUACACACAGGUCGAAAGGACUUCCUGUGCCAGUACUGUGCCCAGCGCUUCGGUAGGAAGGACCACCUGACACGCCACGUGAAGAAAAGCCACUCCCAGGAGCUGCUGAAGAUCAAGACAGAGCCUCCGGACAUGUUAGGUCUUUUAGCUUCAGGGUCACCACCUUGUUCUGUCAAGGAGGAGCUCAGCCCCAUGAUGUGCAGCAUGGGUCCCAACAAAGACCCCAUGAUGGGCAAACCAUUCCCCAGUGGGGCGCCUUUUCCAAUGGGCAUGUACAACCCCCACCAUCUUCAGGCCAUGUCUAAUAGUGGGGUGGGUCACCCACACCCAUCCCUGAUGCCCACUUCCUUGUCUGCAGCUAUGGGGAUGGGCUGUCACAUGGAAUCCCCUGGAUCUCUUCACCCACACUCCCAUCACCACCACCAUCAUCACCACCAUCACCACCACCACCAUUCCCCUCCACUGCCUCCCCACCACCAGGCUCCGGCUCCCCAGCAGCAGCACCAGCCAGCCCCCAAGUACCAGCUGGGAUCUACCUCAUACCUGCUGGACAAGCCCCUGAAAGUGGAGAUGGAGAGCUUCCUCAUGGAUCUGCAGAGCGGCCUGCCCGGCCCGGUUCCCUCUGCAGAGCCCCACGCUGCUGCCUCGCCCCCCAAGGAUGGACUGGAGCCCACCUCGGGCCUGACAGAUGAGCUUUGCGGGGAUCCCCUCUUGUCCAAGAGCCCUGCGGUGAUCGCUGAGUCUCUGUGUGCUGCUAACAUGGACUUCUCUCACCUGCUGGGGUUCCUUCCCCUGAACCUGCCUCCCUACAGUGCCCCCAUGAGCACGGGAGGGCUAGUAAUGGGCUACACCUCAUCUACAACCUCCUCCUCUUCUUCCUCCUCCUCUUCCUCAUCUCUGCAUGUUGCUGAGCCCCACGCUGCAGCAGUCGCAGCGGCAGCAGCUGCAGUUGCCACAGCACCUCUUACCUCUUUGCAACCGCAACCUCAGGAGCAGCAGAGCUCCAGUGGGGGUCUGGGCCUGGGACCCCUGCACCCCCUCCCACCAGUGUUCAGCUCCAGCCUUAGUUCCACCACACUGCCUCGCUUCCACCAGGCCUUCCAGUGAGAGAGCCAGCCUUGGCCUGGCCCUGCCCAGCCGAGAUGGCCUCCACGCCAACCUCAGCUCAGCUCUGCAAGGAUAUUUUGGGCUGUGGUUAUUUUACAGGACCUGAUAAAAGGGUUGAAGAAUUAGAAUAAAUAAAUACACAAAUGAACACUUAGAAGCCUUAAAUGAAAGUGUACAAAGCUUUUGAUUGAGCCUUAAAAGGAAGUUUGAGCAAAAAGGUGAGAAAAGAAGUUGAAGCAUCUUUUAUUUGGGCUUUUUCCCCAUCCUAUAGUUAUAACAAUGUAUUAACCAUUUAAAAAAAAUUCAUUUACUUCCUCUUUUAUCCCCCUUCCAUCCCUUAUUUAGUAGUAUAGAGUGCAGGAUCAGUAGGCCAAAAGGCGUGGUACUGCAUAAUGUAAUAAUAUAAAAAAAAAGCAAAGAUCAUUUUUAGUGAAGAUUCUGUUUUGUUGUGACCCAGAAAAAAAACUAUAGUUUGAAGUGGAUAUUUUGUUUUACUUUAUUUUUCUAUUCCAAAUAUAAGAACAUGGUAGAAUGAGUUUCAUCUUGAGUUCUGAAGCACCCACUCUAAUAACAUAAGCUGUCAUGAUUAGUAUGGAGAAGGAAGAGAAGAAGAGAAUCAGCAACUGAAUCUUAACUCUAAGCUGAUGGCUAAGCUAGGGCCACCGCUGCCUUUUAAAAAAGUGCUCUUCAAACAAGGUUAAAAUUAGAUGGACGUCCCAGUUAUUUACUUUUAAAUGUAACUGAUGUGUUCCUAGAAUCAGGUAGGUUUUAAUGGAAAAAAGCUCACUAAAUGAAAAACAGAGACCGACGUUGUGAUUCAUAAAGAGCUCUCUGUUUUCUGCCGAACACAAAGACCAGUCACACACAUGGCCACACAUUUUUAAAGACAAAAAAGAGAGAAAUGUGAACAUGUGAGUUGGUUGAAAAUGAUGUAAUGUCCCGCUGGUUUUUUACUGUUCCUCAAGAGAAGCACUUUUUUGUUUUUUUGUUUUUUUGUUUUUUUUUAGCUGAAGGCACUUCACCUUUAGGAAGCUCAUUUGUCUCCUUCCUUCUAGAGGUUUUCACUGCCUGACACUGAGACUUUCUCCUUACUCCCUAGUCCAUCACAAAACCUUGAAUCCACCUGGUUUCUUUUGUGAGGACUGUCCUUCCUUUACCUGUCUUCCUUCUAACAGACAUCUUUAAAAUUUCCCGUGAUAAUGACAUAACCUACUGCAGCUGUUUCUUAGCUGCCCAACACAUCUAAAAUAUUUCAUACAGACACAUUUGUACACAGAUGCAUCAUCAUGGUAAUGAUGAACCCUGACAUAUGUGAAUGGCUAAAAACAAGAAUUACAGUGGCCGAUGAGGAAAAAUGUGUUAAAGAAUGUUAUUGCAGUGUACGAAAUAUCUCAAAAAUGAAUAUUAUAAUUGCUUUUAUCUCAGUAAGGUGUAUUGUAGGUAGGUGUAUUAAAACUGAGUGAUGAUGUUUUGAUGUCUGGCAGGUUUACAUUUGUGUGUAUCUUGCAUUUUUGAUGAAACAAAUGGAUGAAGUAAUAGCUUUUGCCCUUACGUUUUCUCCGUCAUAUUCAAUCUUUACCUUUACGUGCACUUGAGUUAGUAUAGCGGAUUCCAAACUGUGGAGGGGAAGUAUUUGUAGAAGGCUGUUAGUGGCUUAAUAAUCAAGUAGGAUUUGAACUAGAUGGACAGUGUCAUAAGGAUGCUGACAUGGAUGAAUCUAUGACUGUAGGUCCUUAUCUUGUGGAUUAUGUAACACAUGCUGUGAUGAAAUUGCUGACGAUUUCACUCAGAGCUCAGUGGUUUUAGAUGUUUUGAGCCUUUCAAACUAUACACCACCAGCCUAUAAAAACCUGAGCCCAAAGUUAACCUAUGCCUCAAAGUGAAAUAGGUGCUCUUUACCUAAUGUUCUACCUGUGGCAUGACCAACCCGACUGGCAUAUCCAUAGCUUCACACAGGGCUGAGCUCCUGCAUCACCUGUGAUAGGCCAUUUUGUGCGUGACUGUUGUUCCUUUUGCCUUCAGUGGUUGUCAUGCAACAGGUGAGCCCCACUCACUAUAAAAUGUUGAGUAAAAACAAACAAA